Peronospora matthiolae is the source of this 1254-nucleotide messenger RNA. NCBI's taxonomy places the organism in Eukaryota, Oomycota, Peronosporomycetes, Peronosporales, Peronosporaceae. The record is from the annotation of a GenBank genome assembly.
AUGCACGUCUUGCUGGUGCUGCUGUGGGCGCUGCGGACGAGGUUAGACGAGGUGCUGUGUCCGGGACUUGCAGCUCGCCGCUUAACUAACUUGAACAACCUCUUGCUCGUCGUCAUCCAAUGGCGCGAAGGCGCAGUCGCGACCGGCGCUGGGGCACUGCAUCAGGUCUUACAGUCAUCGCUGUAUACACCUCACCAUCAUCGAUGUCCCCCAUGUCAUCAUCAUCGGCGGGGCUUGGGGAAUCACCAGUGCCCACCGCGACAUGCGGUGUGGCAGGCGGAGAUGCAGCUGCGGAUACAGGGGCCGUUGUGGAGGUGGAUGUGCAUCCAUGUCCAUCGGUAUGCACCCACACUCCAACUCGGUCGCGAGGCGGUCAAGAGCGGCGUUGGCAAGGCGGUCGGCAUGACCAUUCGCCUGCCUGUCGAUGGGAUGAAGCGUUGCCCGCUCCAUCCGCUCCAGCUCUGCCUUGACUGCGAGUCGCAGGUGACUCAGCUGCUUGCUGCGUGUGGCGAAGAUACCACGCACCUGCUGGAUGACCAGGGUGAUGUCACCCUCGAUCCGCAGGCGCGUGACACCUUGUGGGAGCAUGUCCACACUACAGGGCCGCUGGGUUUGAACAACGCAGCGCCGGCUCCGCCUGGGCCAGGGUUCUUGCGGCAGGCACCCUCAAAGCGCAGCAGCCACGCGCCGUCCAUGUCGGGGUCUUCGGUGACGUUCUCGUCGUCGCCGUCACCAGCCUUGGUCUCCUCCUCCUCCGUUAGCUCUGGCAGGAGGAGACGGUCAGCAAUCCUUGACACCACCACGCUGCGAGGCAGUGGUGGUCCCCAGCGAGGAGCGGUGUGUCACCGAGGCGAGACGCAACGCGAGAAGCGACCAGCUGCCGUGGGAGAGGUGGGCUCCAUCUUGACCUGUCAGGCGUGGUGCUCGACUGCGGAGGGGACACAGCGAGCACCGGAGGGUCUUGGCGGGGCAGCACGGGUUCGUCGCGGCCGAAGUGUCGCGGAGGCUGGCACAUGCGCGAGCGUAUUAGCUGCAGACAGCCUCGACACGAAAGGAGUGCCGCAUGCACAACCUGCCGAGAAGCGGUCAAGGAAGGUGAUGCGUCAGUGCUGUGAAUCAUGGUGUCGUUUGAGCGAGGCAAAUCUUGAGGCCGUGUAUUCACAAAGCGUGCACGUGAAGCGCUGCGCGUUGUGUGCAUACACGGCCAGGGCUGAAGCCGGAAGUGCGCUGGCCGUGGAUGGCCAAAGCGCUUAG